This is a messenger RNA of Camelina sativa (false flax), 2391 nucleotides long. RefSeq lists its product as uncharacterized. Lineage: Eukaryota; Viridiplantae; Streptophyta; Magnoliopsida; Brassicales; Brassicaceae. The record is from RefSeq and is a predicted model, not a curated record.
AUGUUAAGAAUGACAUGAGUUUCACUCUCAAUCCAAAAGACAGACCAAUCAACGAACAAAACCCAUUUAAUCUGAUUGAUUCAUUUAGGCCACGUCUGUCCCCCUGAGGUGCAGGGCACGAGUCGUCGUCGUCUCUCCAUCGAUCUCUCAUCUUCUUCUUUUCUCCGAAACUUCGUUUUUUUUUUAAAUUUGAGUUCGUGUUUUUUUGUUUCCCCUUUCUCAGACCCAAAAAUUAGGGUUCAGUUUUAUAGCAACAAGGCUCCGUCGUUGUAUAUAGUCGAAAAGGUGGUUUUAGCUAUAUGGGUAUCUGCAACUGGAACUACGAAUACUCUUCAUAACUGAUGCUUUGAAACCCUUUUGGUACUAGUUCAUGCGUUCCACGUAUGUACAGCAGCAGCAUAAGAAAGGAAUGGGAGAGAAUCGUCAGAUUAGAUCACGUUCUUGGAAUAGAAUGCCAACUAAAAGAUGCAGGGCAAAUGGGAUUAGGGAGGAGUUUAUUGUGGUUGACGAUGAUGAGGUUAUCAUUCUUGAUUUUCCCGAGUCAUCUAAAAGCAAUGCUUCUGGCACUUCAAGAACUGGGAAUAAGUCUAUUAUGCAGAGAGUGAUUAGUAUUGACGAUGAUGAUGAUGAUGAUGAUGAGGAGGAGGUGGAUGAGACAGAAAAUGUUCAUAAAGCUGGGAGUAGUUCAAGUGGUAACCCUCUUGCGGGUAACUUGCAAACAUCUGCGGAAGUGGAUAAUGAUGAUUGCCAAUUCAUUCAAGAAAAAUGUGCUAGUUUUAGAUUUACAAAAUGCAACCAGCCUUUCUCUACAAUGCCCUCUUCUGGAAUUCGAUUUGGUUUAGGUUCUGAUACUGACAGUGACUUUUCCGACAGCGACGGUUCUGAUUGUGAGAUUUUAGAAGGGUCUCAUAGAGAGGUCCGCGAGCAGUGGGAACGCGCAGCUUUCUUGAAAAAAAUGAAGAAACCUGGUAAAGCUGGUCUGAGUGAGGAGGCCAGUACAUCAAAUCUCCACUGUGACACUAAUUUCAGGCCUGAUCUUGAAAGGAGAACUGAACAACAUGAUCAAGCAUCGUUCUUCUCUGCUGCCAGAAAUCCAGAUGGUAAAAAAGCUGGUCUGAAUGAGGAGGCUUGUCCUUCAAAUCUCCACUUUGACACUAGAAAUCCAGAUGGUGGUAAAGAAACCUCUUUUACUUUCUUUGGAACCGAUGAUAGAAUUCCUGAUAUGGCGGCUAACUUUGGCUCGGUGGAGAAAGACAACAGAGCUAAAAACAGUGCUAAUUCUAGUUUUUUCAAUGAAGAGGAUUUUCAGGGACCAUCCCCACUGUCACCCGAAAUACGAGUUGAACAUGAAAGGUUUGAUACACCAUCAAGUCAUUUUACUUCGUCAAAUGAACCGAUAGAUCAAACUAGUUUCAAAAAAGUUGUAGAACAGCCAAACAAAGUUCAAGUUCAAUGUGAAACUUCACAGUCGCCAGAAGAGAAUCCAAAGAAAAACACCACAUAUCAACCUCAUACCAAGGAAGUUGAAGAAGAAGAAGACGCCUUAAAAUUUUCUCCGCCACAGACUUCUGCUGGGGAUGGAGUUACAACGCAAAGUAAUGGAGCCAGGGGUGAGCACGGGAUCUCGAGUUUAGAUCAAUCAAGAGAACCGAUCAUUGAUCCUAUUCCAUCUACAAGUGGACAAGUGCAAAGUAGUGACGGUACAGCUCCUGUAGUCGAUGUCAUGCUUAACAGAGAAAUGUUAAAGGAGACUGAUGAAUACAAGAAAGCACAAGAAGAAGAAUGGGAGUCCAGGCAACGACAAUUACAAAUCCAGGCAGAAGAAGCUCAGAAGCAACGUAAGAGAAGAAAGUUAGAGAACACGCGACAGUUGGAGAUGGAAAGAAGGCAAAAGGAGAGGGUAGAGGAAGUGAGAGAGACACUGAAGAAGGAUGAAGAAAGCAUGAACAUGAAGGAGAAAGUCCGUGCAGAAUUAACCAAAUCACUUAAACAGCUGGAAAUCAGGAGCUUGAACAUGGCAUCGCUGCUUCGAGGCUUAGGGAUUCAUGUUGGUGGCGGGACAUCUCCUCUGCCAGAUGAGGUACAUGCAGCGUACAAACGAGCUGUAUUAAAAUUUCAUCCGGACAGAGCAUCAAGAGGUGACAUUAAACAGCAAGUUGAAGCAGAAGAAAAAUUCAAGCUUAUUGUACGCAUGAAGGACAAAUUUUGAGCUUAUUGCUCGCUAACAUUGACCAACGAAGAAGAAAUGUUAUGAAAAUCAUUUUUUUUGUUUCUUAGAAGGGAUAAUUCUCUGUAAAUUAGUUUUUUUGAUUAUCCAACAGAAACAACAAAAUUGUGUUGGUAGGUUUGAAAAAGGGAAUAAUAGAGGCACUGGUAUCAACGUCUUCUCUU